CCUCCUUAUACUUGCAGUCCUCGUUGGGACCAGUUUAAUGCACAGCCCCUUGACUGGCACAAUAGAAUGAAACAAAACAAUGAGAAAUAUUGUCCUAUAAUGCGAAGCUCACAUGCCAUAUGGGACCUAGUUUGAACCUUAUGAACCUACUUUAAAACCCCUAGUCUUGAUAUCCGAAGUGACGCAUUACCUUAUUACACGUUUUAUCGUUAUACACGUACACUUUUAUGUUGCAUCAAUAAAGAUACACAUUAUUUAAUAAUUCCUCAGUAUUCUAUAUUGAAACAUUUCAGACACUAGCCUACGAGUAGUUAGUUUAGAAACUCCAUGUCCGGCCUCUUUAUAAUAGGCUACUACGCAACACCAUGAAUUAAGUCUAUAGCAUCGUAUAUUCUUCAAAUUAAGUUCGCUGGUGUGAGAUUUAAUACUCUUAACCUAACAAACACAAAAUGUGGCAUAUUCUGUGGUUAUAUUUUACUUCUAUAUUUUGGAGUUACUCGCGAAUCGUUGUUAAAUUACUAACAUUUUAAGCAUAGGCUACUAAGAGGCAACUUGUAUUUUUCUGAUUCUCACUAAUUUCUUUUCAUCCCCAUCAUGCAAUUUAUUUUCUUAUGGCUUUGCACUGAAACUAAGAAAUGAAGUGGGAAAAGUGUCGAAGGGGGACAAUCCCUCCCCCUCGGUCGAAUCGAUUGUCUUUGCAGAGCAAUCAGAUGUUCUUGCUCUGUUAGCGAUUAUGCUAGCAAGUAUAAAAGUGCGAGGUGAGCAGAGCUGCAGUCGCUGUGAGAGCCACCCACCGACCAUCAGCCACACUUCGGCGUCUCCGCAUCUUCACAGCACGCUGUCCCCAACACCGGCUUUACACGAUGAGUUAUACUUUAGAUUCUAUAUGUAACCCUACUUAUAGGAGGGUGAUCGACUCCAGGACAAGCUACAGCCGCACCAGCGCAUCACCUUCUCCUGGGUUUCGAUCCCGUGCAAUGCCGUCUCCGGUGUCCAUGUCUUACAAAAAAGCCUCUAACGUUCCGGUUGUCCGGGCAUUCGGCUCUGCGGUGCUCAGCUCCUCGGAAAGUCUUGACUUAAGCCAGUCCUCCCUGCUCAAUGGGGACUUCAAGCGCUCCAACGAGAAAGAGCAGCUCCAGGGACUCAACGACCGUUUCGCCGGGUACAUCGACAAGGUGCACUUUUUGGAGCAGCAGAACAAGGAGAUCGAGGGGGAGAUCCAGGCGCUGCGGCAGAAGCAGGUGUCGCAGUCCCAGCUCGGCGAUGUGUACGACCAGGAACUGAAGGAGCUACGUGCGAUGCUGGAGGAAAUCCACCGCGAACGAGCGCAGAUUCAGCUGGACGCGGACCACAUGGAAGAGGACAUCCAGAGGCUGACCGAGCGCUACCAGGAUGAAGUCCGAGUACGGGAGGAUACCGAGGCCGCCAUCCGUGCCAUGAAGAGCGACGUGGAUGACUCAGCUUUGAUUAAGUCAGAACUACAGAAAAAAGUGCAAUCCCUUCAAGAUGAGGUGGAGUUCUUGCGCAGGAAUCACGAAGAAGAGGUGACUGAGCUCCUGGCGCAGCUGCAGGCGUCGCAGAUCACCGUGGAGCGUAAAGACUACCUGAAGACCGACAUCACCGAAGCGCUCCGGGAGAUCCGCUCGCAACUUGACGGACACUCGUCUAAGAACCUCCAGCAAGCCGAGGACUGGUUCAUUAGCCGCUACUCCAGGCUUACCGAAGCGGCCGAACAAAACAAGGAUGCGAUCAAAAACGCCCGGGAUGAGAUUGCUGACUCCCGCCGCCAGCUACAGACCAAGAACAUCGAGUUGGAGUCCGUCCGUAGCACAAAAGAGUCACUGGAACGGCAGCUCACUGACAUUGAGCAGCGGCAUAACGGCGAUCUGGCCAGUCUGCAGGAAACGAUUCACCAGCUGGACAACGAGCUGAAGGGCACGAAAUGGGAGAUGGCCCGACACCUGAGAGAGUACCAGGAUCUGCUCAACGUCAAGAUGGCUCUGGAUAUCGAGAUCGCGGCGUACAGGAAACUUCUAGAAGGGGAGGAGACUCGCUUCAGCAGUUUCUCUGGAGGCAUCGUGAGCCCCUCUUUCCCGUACCGUCAGCCGGUCAUACCCAGCAAGGUCCCUAAGGCCAAGACCGAAGCCCCCAAGCUGAAAGUGCAGCACAAGUUUGUGGAGGAGAUCAUAGAGGAGACCCGUGUGGAAGACGAGAAGGACAUGGAUGAAGUUCUGGCCCAGGCUGUGGAGGAGCUGUCUGCUGAGCAGGAGGAGGUGGCUGGUGAAGAGAAGGAGGAAGAAGAGCAGGAGAAGGAAGAGGAACAGGCAGCAGCAGAGGAGGAGGAAGAAGCAGCAGAGGAAGAAGAGGUGGUGGCCACCACUCAAGCUGCAGUGAGCUCUAGCCCACCAGAGGAGGAGCAGGAAGAGGAAGGAGAAGACGACAAGCAAGGAGAGGGUGAAACUGGAGAUGAAGCAGAAAAGGAGGGAGAGGGUGAAGAUUCCAAGGAGAGGGAAGAAGAGGCAGAGGAGGAUCAGGAAGAGGCAGAGGGUGGAGAGGAGGGGGAACAGAAAGAAGGGGAUGAUGAAGAAUCUGUGGUGGAGGAGACAGUGUUGUCCACAAAAGCCACCAAAGCAGAAGCCACACCUGAAAAAACAGAGGAAGAUAAGGAGGAGAGCACUGUAGAGGAGAAGGAAAAAGGAGGAGAGAAGGAGCAAAAAGUAGAAGAGGAUGAGGGGGACCAGAAGAGUGAUGCCAAAGAAGAUGCAGACACAGAAAAUGGCAAAGUUACAAGUGAAGAAAAGAAAGAGGAACACCAAGACAAAGCAGAUGAAGAUAUCAAGGAAAAGGAUGAAACAGAUAAGAAGGCAAAGGAAGAGAAAUUGGAGGAGCCUGUAGCCAAGAGUGAGGCUCCCAAAGUGGAAGCAAAGGAAGAUAAGAAGAGUGAACUAGAAGGCAAGGAAGACAAGAAGAGCAUUUCAGAAGUUAAAGAAGAUAAGAAGAGUGAAUCAGAAGUUAAGGAAGACAAGAAGAGUGAUUCAGAAGACAAGAAGAGUGAUUCAGAAGACAAGAAGAGUGAUUCAGAAGACAAGAAGAGUGAUUCAGAAGUUAAGGAGGAGAAGAAGAGUGACUCAGAAGUUAAGGCAGAGAAGAAGAGUGAUUCAGAAGUUAAGGAAGAGAAGAAGAGUGAAACAGAAGUUAAGGAAGAGAAGAAGAGUGAUUCCGAAGUUAAGGAAGACAAGAAGAGUGAUUCAGAAGACAAGAAGAGUGAUUCCGAAGUUAAGGAAGAUAAAAAGAGUGAUUCAGAAGACAAAAAGAGUGGUUCAGAAGUUAAGGAAGAUAAGAAGAGUGAUUCAGAAGGUAAAGAAGAAAAGGCAGGAAAGGCAGUUGAAAAGGAAGACUUAGCUGUCAAUGGAACAGUUGAAAAGGACGAGAAAAAAGCCGGAACAGAAAAACAAGAAGUGGUGACCAAUGGCACAGACAAGAGCCCCACCAGCGAUGGCAGUAACCAGAAGGUCGUCAUCACCGAAAAGGUGGAGACUGUCACCAAUGGUGACGGUGGAGCCAAGCAUGUCACCACAUCGGUCACAGUCACCGAGACUACGAAGAAGGCGGAAGAGAUGCUCCAGCAGGAAGUAGUCUCCACCAAGAAAGUAGAAAAGAUCACCCACGAGGUGAAGCAGGUCACUGAAACACAGUGAGGGUACUGUCCAGCCAUGGAGAGGACGAGAGCCCUCCUUUAACGCCUGAUCGAGAGCAUAUUAAAAUACGUAGCGAAAGCCAUAAGGUACAACACGCUGAACAAAAGUGCAUGACGAGUGAUAGCUUUCAACGGGCUCUGCCCUGUGCCGCUGACGGGGGUUUUCUGAAGGGGGAGUCCUUUUAUUAUCUUUGUGCAAUAUAUGGGGGUGGGGGAUACUGCAUGCAAUUGUCAAACAGGUACACCCCUUCCCCCCCCAACAUCGCAGCAGGGCCAAUUCCAGCAUUACAAGUGUGUGUACGCGAGCAGUGUGUGUGUGUGCGUGUAUGUGUGGGUGAGGAUUUUUCCAGUGUGUCAGAUGCAUCUGAAUUGAGCUGUGCUGUCAAGAGUGGGGCAGGAAAAACUGGGGGGGGGGUUGGUUCCUGUUAUAGCUGAAUUUAGUCAACAUAUGCAAAGAAUUUACUGAGCCAAAAAUAUUUAGCAAUGAUGAUGGUUACUGUAAUAACCGUAUUGUUACAAGGGCACAUGACGAUUGAAGUGUAGGAUUAUUCUGAGACAAACCGAAGCGACUAAUGACAGGAAAAAUCUAAUGCUCCUAGCCUUAAAAAUGCAGUUUAUCAUUGUCUGUUCUCUUUACCUCAUGACUACAUUAAAGAAUAAAAUGUACAUUUAAGCAACGAGAAACGCUGAUGCAUAUGAAUGACCCUCACUCCAGAGUGAAUUCAACUAAGGUGCUAAAGUAUGCCACCCAUUUCAAAGUUUCAUUGACAGUUUCUCAAUGGCAUUUGCUCAAUAAACGUCAAUCGAAAUGACUCACAAUCA
This is a messenger RNA of Paramormyrops kingsleyae, 4519 nucleotides long. RefSeq lists its product as uncharacterized. Gene Ontology annotation, cellular component: neurofilament; axon. The record is from RefSeq and is a predicted model, not a curated record. Gene Ontology annotation, molecular function: structural constituent of postsynaptic intermediate filament cytoskeleton. Gene Ontology annotation, biological process: axon development; intermediate filament bundle assembly. Lineage: Eukaryota; Metazoa; Chordata; Actinopteri; Osteoglossiformes; Mormyridae.